UCGUUACUGGUAGUUCUCCGAAACAUCUCUAUCUCUUCAUCUUUUGCCGGAAUUUACGGUUGCAGUCUGGUUGCUAUGAUACUUCCCUCGAUGGGUUUGACUGCGCUGUCGCUCGCAAUCGGAGUGCAGGCGCAGCCACGGAGUGUCACUAAUACCCUGAUUGAUGGCUGUUCGACGCUUCCCGGGUGGAAUAAUGAGACGAAUAUUGCUGGGCCCUGGUCAUUUCAGCUCACAGGAUGUCGGAACGGGACGGCAUCUGACGGAGCCUGUAGCAUUGACGGCUACUGGGCCACAUGCGACGUGAAACGGUCGUCAGAGCACAAAGGAAUAGAAAGAGGAUCUAUUACCAUCGGGGACAGUCCGCAAAGUGCGAAGACCAUAUUCCGCUGCAACGGCGCCCUGCACACAUUGGAAGCCUUCGUCCCCUCUGGUGCAGGCGUAGGCGCAUUUGACUGGCAUGCGAUUGGCAUUCGCCGAAACUCCAUGACGGGCGAGAUGGAAUGGGGACUGGGCUCCAAAGAAUCCGAGUCAGUCGAGGUAUAUCCGCAAUACGACAGACGUGAACUGGUCGAAGAAUUUCUGUUGGGAUCUCAGGGCCAGACUAACUGGGUAGUUCGUCAUUCUGGUUCGGACGUGAACAGCCUCGACCAUAAACCGUUCUGGUCCCUGCGCCUGGUGGGAUUAGACACGAAAAGACGGACUGGAGAGUAUGGAACUCAAAUUCGAAUCGAUAGUACGUGA
Molecule: messenger RNA, 741 nt
Organism: Penicillium daleae
Lineage: Eukaryota; Fungi; Ascomycota; Eurotiomycetes; Eurotiales; Aspergillaceae
Exons: 2
Source: RefSeq, a predicted model, not a curated record